This is a messenger RNA of Coregonus clupeaformis (lake whitefish), 7252 nucleotides long. RefSeq names its product brefeldin A-inhibited guanine nucleotide-exchange protein 3-like. The record is from RefSeq and is a predicted model, not a curated record. NCBI's taxonomy places the organism in Eukaryota, Metazoa, Chordata, Actinopteri, Salmoniformes, Salmonidae. Gene Ontology annotation, molecular function: guanyl-nucleotide exchange factor activity. The transcript has 34 exons. Bases 309 to 6893 code for a protein of 2194 amino acids. Gene Ontology annotation, biological process: regulation of ARF protein signal transduction.
UGGGCCAUACGUACUCGAAUCAAGACAGUUCAGUAGGAUAAUAGGCAUGUAAUUUUUCGAUAAAUGCAGGUGUUUCAUUAUGAGAAUGAUCAGGUCGCUCGGUUGCAUCAAUAUAAAACAGUCCGAAAACCCUGGUACGGCUGUGCAACGCUGUAAAUAAACGCUUUGUCUCAGCUUCACGGAUUUGACGUUCGGUCUUACAUCACUGGCCUGGGAGUGAAUCAUCAUAAGAGGAUAGGGAUGCUGCGGCCGUGAACUGGACAUCGCACUUAUUUAAACAUUGCUCAUUUUGUCAUCUUUUUGUCAUCAUGGACGAAAUACUAAGUAAGCUACAGAAGGACGCAUCUGGAAAUAAGCACAAAGCAAUUCGGGAUGCGUGCCUCUUCGCCUGUGAAACCCUUCAGAAACAAAAUGGAUCAGCCAAGAUUCCCCCGUCUCGGCUCAGAGAAAGAUGCCUUCUCCCUCUUCAGCUGGCACUGGAGUCCAAGAACAGGAAGCUGGCCCAGACUGCCCUCACAGGAAUGCAGAAGAUGCUGUCUGAGGACAGGUUUGUGGCCGUGGAGACGGAGGCUCUGGAGAGGCAGCUGUUGAGUCAGAUGCUGGACGCAGUGAGGGUGACCCCCAUGCUCCACGAGGACCUGCAGGUCGAGGUCAUGAAGGUCCUUCUCUGUAUCACAUACUCCUCCACCUUUGAGAUCAAUGGAGACUCCAUCCUGAGGAUAGCUGAGGUGUGUAUUGAGACAUACAAGUCCAGCUGUCACCAGCGCAGCAUCAACACGGCCGUGAGGGCCACCCUCAGCCAGAUCCUGGGAGACCUCGCUCUGCAGCUCGGACACAGACAGGGAGUGGAUGGCGAGGACGCACCAGUGCCCACACACCAGCGCAGAGAUGUGUCUCCCACGACACAGUCCCUGUGUGGGGACGUUGUGACAGUGCUAACGGUCUUCUGUGAGAAGCUGGAGGGGGUUGACCAUGAGAACCAGCUGCUCCAGCUGCUCUACUUAGAGUGCAUCCUGUCCAUGCUCAGCAGCUGUCCUCCCACCAUGCACCUGAGUAGAGGCUUCACAGACCUGAUCUGGAAGCAGCUGUGCCCGUCGUUGGUGGUGAUCAUGGGAAACCCUGUGAACGACAAGACUAUCACCUCGGCCCAAGGCCACAGAGGUGGGUGUCAGGAACUGGACCCCUCUCUGGGCGGGGUGUCUAACCAGGGCCGGGGGACCGGCUGCUCCUCCACCACCCCCGCCAUGAUCGGCCCGGUGGUGCGGACCAUCUGCUACGUGGCUGCUGAGCUGGUGCGCCUGGUGGGCUGUGUGGAGUCCAUGAAGCCUGUUCUGCAGUCGCUGUACCACCGCAUCCUGCUCUACCCCCCGCCACAGCACCGCGUGGAGGCCAUCAAGAUCAUGAAGGAGAUUCUGGGAAGUCCUCAGCGCUUGUUUGACCUGGCUGGUCCCUGUGUUAUAGAGCCUGAGUCUAGGAAAAGGUCCUUCUCCAAGAGGAAGUCUCACCUGGACCUGCUCAAACUGGUGAUGGACGGCAUAACCGAGGCCUGUAUGAAGGGGGGCAUCGAGGCCUGCUACUCCUCAGUAUCGUGUGCCUGUGCCCUCCUGGGAGCUCUGGACGAGCUGAGUCAUGGGCGUGGCCUACAGUCAGAACAGGCCCGCGUGCUCCUGUGCCGAUUGGACGAGCUGAAAGAGGGGGCAGAAUCCACGCGGGAGUCCAUGGAGAUCAAUGAGGCGGACUUCCGCUGGCAGCGCCACGUCCUCUCGUCUGCGCACGCUCCCUGGGAGCCCUCCGCCACCACCAUCACGGAGCACAGCCCCGACAUCAGCAUCAGCGUCACCAUGGAUACGGCCCAGACCACUCUGGAUGGGGAGCUGGGACAGACCACUUCAGAGGGGGAGGAGUGUGGGGAAGAACCCCGACUCCCUUCGCCUUCCUCUGGUGGGCCGGACGCUGACCCCUACCCUGAGCUCCGUCCCUGUGUGAGGGAGCCGGGGACGGAGCCCGGAGGACCCCCAGAUGUGGUGCAGCGCAGCCACGCCCUUGUUUACCCUGACAUCACCAACUUCCUGUCCGUGGAUGCCCGUGUGCAUUCCCAAGGCUCGCGCUACAGUGAGUGCAACUUUAGCGUGGACGAGGGGGAGAUGUCACGCACUGAGUUUGAUUCCUGCGACCAGUACUCCAUGGCAGCGGAGAAGGACUCGGGUCGCUCAGACGUGUCAGACAUGGGCUCUGAUAACUGCUCCCUGGCCGAUGAGGAGCAGACACCCAGGGACUGUCCCGGCCACCGCUCCCUGAGGACGGCAGCCCUGUCCCUGAAGCUACUGAAGAACCAGGAGGCUGACCAGCAGAGCGCCCGGCUCUUUGUCCAGUCUCUGGCCGGCCUGCUGCCUCGCCUGCUGGGGAUGCACAGCACAACAGACGUGGACACUUCUCUGCAGAACUUCUCCUCUACAUUCUGCUCCGGCCUACAGGCGGGUGGCAUCCACUCUCCAGGCUAUGAAGGCAGUGAGAACCUGAACUGUCAGGCCCUGAUGAACGCUGACGGCCUUUACCUGGUCUCCUACUACGCCUUGCUCCUCAACCUCAAACUCUGCUGCCAGGACUUCUACCGCAGGAGGCCCAUGCCCGUGCUGGUCAGUCUGAAAGAAUUUGUUGGUCUCAUCCAGAGCAGUGGGGUGCUAGUGGUGCUGUCUCAGGCCUGGAUCGAGGAGCUCUACCUCAAGGUGCUGGACAGGAACCUGCUGGGGGAGGCUGGCUACUGGGGCUCACCAGAGGAACAGUCCUUACCCCUCAUCACCAUGCUCACUGAUAUCGAUGGGCUGGGCAGUAGUGCCAUCAGAGGUCAGCUGAUCCGUAAGGCCAACACACAGUCCCCUUUCAGCUGUGACAAGAGUGGCAGUGACACCCUCAUGGCAGGCAGAGUGUUUGCCCGCUACAUUCUGAUGGGCUGCUGGAAGAACCUGAUGGACACCCUGUCCACCCCUCUGACGGGGCGCAUGGCGGGCAGCGCCAAGGGCCUGGCCUUCAUGCUGGGGUCUGAGGGGCUGAAGGAGCAGAGCCAGAGGGAGAGAGAUGCCAUCUGUCUCAGCCUGGAUGGACUACGCAAGGCAGCCGGGCUCAGCUGUGCACUAGGUGUGGCUGCCAAUUGUGCCUCGGCUCUGGCCCAGAUGGCGGCAGCCUCGUGUGUGCAGGAGGAGAAGGAGGAGAGGGGGGUGGGCGAGUCUGGAGAUGCCAUCACACAAGUCAAGCAGUGCGUGGAGCAGAAGCUGGAGCAGAUGGGACGUCCUCAGGGGGUGCGGCUGCACACGGCCCACGUGCUCUGCAUGGAGGCCAUCUUCAACGUGGGCCUGGAGAUGGGCAGCCACAACCAGGACUGCUGGCCCCACGUCUUCAGGGUGAGUGAAUAUGUCAGCUCUCUGGAGCACAGCCAUUUCAGCGAUGGCAGCUCCCAGGCCACCAUGACCAUCACCCAGGCCCAGCAGGCCUUAGACCUGGGGCUGGAUUUGUGCGGCGAGCCCAGUCCGGAUAGAGAGCUUGCCCUGAGCAGUCAGCCGGUCAUCCAGCCCCAGUCCCUACAGGAGCUGCUGAGGGAGGGCAGCUGGGGGAAAGGCCUGGACCGUAGCCUGAUGACGGGGACCAUUGCAUCCAAGGCCGUCUGCACUCUAUCUACACAGGCAGACAGGUUGUUUGAGGACUCCGUCUGUAAGCUUAACCUGGUUGGCCUGGUGGGUUUCCUGCACCAGCUGAGGAAGGCAUCUCAGUCCCAGCUCUUUGACUCAGUCACUGAGACAGGAGACUAUUCCUUAGCCAUGCCAGGAGAGGCCAAGUCCACCAUGGACAGGCGUAGCGCCCUGCACCUGUUCCGCCUAGGGGAGGCCAUGCUGCGGAUCGUGAGGAAUAAGACCAGACCCCUGCUGCACAUGAUGAGGGCCUGGAGCGUAGUGGCACCACACCUGGUGGAGGCUGCCUGCCACAAAGAGCGCCAUGUAUCCCAGAAGGCUGUGUCCUUCAUCCAUGACGUUCUGAUGGAGGUGCUGACCAGCUGGGCAGAGCUUCCUCACUUCCACUUUAACGAGGCGCUCUUCAGACCCUUCGAACACAUCAUGCAGCUGGAGCUGUGUGACGAGGACGUACAGGACCAGGUGGUCACAUCCAUAGGGGAGCUGGUAGAGAUGUGUUCCCCUCAGAUCCAGUCUGGCUGGAGACCUCUAUUCAGUGCCCUGAGGACCGUGCAUGGGACAGACAUGAAAGACUACCUGAUAGGAGAAUACUCCAUGGGGAAGUCUCAGGCACCCGUGUUUGAUGUCUUUGAAGCGUUUAUCAACACCGACAACAUUCAGGUCUUCGCCAACGCAGCAACUGACUACAUCAUGUGCCUUAUCAAGUUUGUCAAAGGUUUAGGUAAGUCAGGAGAAGUGGACUAUAAGGAGAUUGGGGACUGUGUCAAUGCCACUGGCUACAGUUCUACAGAACUGUGCCUCCCUGCUCUGGACUACCUAAGGAAGUGCUCCCAGCUGCUUGCCAAAAUCUACAAGAUGCCUUCUAAGCCAGUGUUCCUGGGAGCCCGGCUGGCCAGCCUGCCCAUGAGGGCCCAGGAGAGGUCUGUCAGCAGUGAGGAUGGCAUGGACUGUGUCCUGGCUGAGUUUGACGAUGACACAGGCCUGAUCCAGGUGUGGAUCCUGCUGCUGGAGCAGCUGACUGCAGCGGUAUCUAACUGCCCCCGGCAGCACCAGCCACCCACCCUGGAACUGCUGUUUGAACUUCUCAGACAGCUCACCAACUUACCAGGACCAGGCUUUGCCAUAUUCUCCGUGAUCCAGCUUCUUCUUCCUGUAAUGUCACUCUGGCUGCAGCGUAGCCAUGGUGACCAUGCGUACUGGGACAUAGCCGCAGCCAACUUCAAGCACGCCAUUGGGCUGUGCUGUGAGCUGGUGGUGGAGCACAUUCAAAGCUUCAUCCACUCAGAUAUUGGCUAUGAGAAUCUGAUCAACCUGAUGCUGAAGGACCUCUUCAAGCUGCUGGUGGCCUGUGUGGCUGAACCUGCUGAGACCAUCUCUAGAGUGGGCUGCUCCUGUAUCAGGUACGUGUUGGUGACAGUAGGCCCUGUCUUCACUGAGGAGAUGUGGCAUCUGGCCUGCUGUGCCCUGCAGGAUGCCUUCUCUGCCACGCUGGAGCCUGUGAAGAAUCUGCUGGCGUGUUUCCGUAGUGGUUCAGACAGCUCCUCUGGGGAUGCCUGUGAGGUUAAGGUGGCCGCGCCGUCCCACUCCCCCUCUGCUGAGGCAGAGUACUGGAGAAUCAGAGCCAUGGCCCAGCAGGUGUUUAUGCUGGACACCCAGUGCUCCCCUAAAACCCCCAACAGCAAGGAAGGCUUUGAGCAUGCCCAGUCCUGUGUGCUCAUCAUAGAGCUCCCGUCAGACCAGCAAUCCAAUGGUCAUACUCAGAAAAGAAAAAUUGGGAUUCCUUUCAGAACUAUAGUGGUUAGCUUACUUUCCCACCAAGUGCUGCUCCAGAACCUGUAUGACAUCCUGCUGGAGGAGUUUGUGAAGCACCCUGGUGAUGCUGAGGCCCAGUUGAAGACCACCCCAGUAUCUGAUCCUAGACCAGCUGGUUUCCUGCGCUACAUCUCCAUGCAGAACCUGGCCAUCAUCUUCGACCUGCUGCUGGACUCCUACCGCACGGCCCGGGACUUCGACACGCGCCCGGGCCUCAAGUACCUGCUGAUGAAGGUGUCUGGGGUGUGUGGCGCUGCCAACCUGUACCGCCAGUCUGCCAUGAGCUUCAACAUCUACUUCCAGGCCCUGCUGUGUGCCACGCUCACCAACCAGGAGAGCAUCACGGCUGAGCUGGUGAAGAAGAUCCUGUACGAGGAGGACGAGGGCAGCUCUGACUCCUCCCAGCAGUGCUCUUCCGAGGAUGAGGACAUCUUUGAGGAGACGGCCCAGGUGAGCCCCCCGCAGGGGAAUGAGAAGCGUAAGUGGAGGGCCACCGUCCCCUCACUCAGCAUCCAGCCAGUCAGCAGCGCAGACUGGGCCUGGCUGGUCAAGCGGCUGCACAAGCUCUGCAUGGACCUCUGCAAUAACUACAUCCAGAUGCACCUGGAUCAGGAGAACGUGGUGGACGAGGCAGUGCCUGUCCUCCGGGGGGACCCCCUCUUCUUCCUGCCCAUCUUCCCCUCCACCCCCGAGACUCCCACGGCCUCAACGGGAGGCCUUUCCGGCCGUGGAACACCCUCAGACGACGGCGUGCGCUCCCAGCUAGCGGAGACGCCGUCGGAGGACACCCACAGCCCUACUGCUGGCUACUGCAUGGACAGCCUGCCACACCUCAGAGGGGAGAGGAGAUACCCAGCGGGCCGCAAGAAGGAGUGGUGGGAGAGUGCUGGGAACAAGCUAUACACCAUCGCCACCGACAAGACCAUCACCAAGCUGAUGAUCGAGUACAAGAAGAGGAAGCAGCAGCAGCAUACCACCUUCGUGAAGGAGACCAAGGGGGGAGAGAAGACGGGUGAGGCAGGGACCAUGAGGGGCCCAGAGUCGUCCGUCCCACAGAGGCCUCAGCAGCUGGUGGACCCGGGGCCCAUGAGACACUCGUUCAGUGCUGGGCCAGAGGUGCUGAGGCAGGAAAAUAUCAGAUCCCGCUCCGGUUCUACAGCCAGCUCCCAUAACGUCUCCAUCAGAGACUCAGAGGCUCAGAUACAGGCGUGGACCAACAUGGUUCUGACCAUUUUGACUCAGAUCCAGCUCCUCCCAGACCCUACCUUCGUGGCCCUGCAGCCCGCCAUGUUCCCCUGCAUUAGUCAGCUGACCUGUCACGUGACUGACCUCCGCGUGCGCCAGGCAGUGCGAGAGUGGCUGAGUCGCGUAGGGAGAAUGUAUGACAUCACUAUGUGAAGGGCACCUGCCUGCCUUAGAUGAGAUGGCACUGUUUUUAUUGUAGAGACCCAGGCUCAGCCAAUGAGAAUCUGCGUUGCCGCUUUCAGCCGCAUUCAGUUUGAUUGUAAUUUACAGGAAGUCAUUCAGUUUGAUUGUAAUUUACAGGAAGUCAUUCAGUUUGAUUGUAAUUUACAGUGUCACACUUUGCUAGGUUUUGCUUUAACGCUGUCACUCAUGAAUGAAAUGGAAGUUAGCUUUUAACUUUCUGCCCAAAAUUGUAUUGUCAUGUAUUUAAAUUUGCUGACGUACAGUGCCUUCAGAAAGUAUUCAUACCCCUUGACAGCCUGAAUUCUAAAUUGAUAAAAUAUAUAUUUUUC